Colius striatus (speckled mousebird) is the source of this 1344-nucleotide messenger RNA. It is a transcript of the gene TMEM220, whose product is annotated as transmembrane protein 220. The coding region runs from base 35 to 514 and encodes 159 amino acids. The record is from RefSeq and is a predicted model, not a curated record. NCBI's taxonomy places the organism in Eukaryota, Metazoa, Chordata, Aves, Coliiformes, Coliidae. The transcript has 6 exons.
GUCCCGUCCCGCCCCGGCGGAGGCGGUGCGGGCCAUGGCGAGGCGGCUGUGGCGGCUCUGCAACCUCCUGAUGGCCGCCUUCUUCGGGCUGGCGGCCGCCGUGCAGGUGAACGACCCCGACGCCGAGCUGUGGACGGUUGUCUACUUAGUGCCAGCUGCCCUGACACUGCUUGUCGGCAUUAAUCCUUCAAUAACAGAUAAUGGUGUUUGGAGGAGCCUCUGUGGCCUUCAUUCUGCUGGUUGUAUUGUUGGGACCAUUGUCUUGGCUUGCUCUUUGUUUUCUUACACUCAAGGAAACAUUUUGCAUGAAGAGGAAGGCAGAGAGUUGUUUGGCCUGGUGAUUAUUACAGUGUGGAUGAGCCUUUGUCGCAGUUCAGCAAAGAGUCCACUGAGUGGAGUGAGCUUGACUGCUGCCAUUGUGGUUGCCCUCUUCCCCUUUGUGGCCUGGCUGUACAUUUAUGUGAACAAAGAGAUGCGAGAAUCUUGGCCAACACACUGUAAAACAGUGAUUUAAUUGAUUGGGAGAAAGUAUAGGAUAAAUAUUCUGACCUUACUUGCCUUUGCUUUUGGUCCUUAAUGCAAGGUUAGUAUCAGUUUGAUGGCACCCAAGAACUGGCUGCUUCCAGCAGUGUGGUUUGAGGUUUGUUAAAUUGAGGAACAUUUUGUCAAAUCUGAGAGUUUUUGUAUGGAAACCAUUGCUCAGCAGCUGCUUUAUGCAUUUUCCAAGCACUUUUGAUCUAAUGUGUGUUCUAAUGGUAUAUUCAAGAUACCCUGACAUCCCUGGAUCACUCUCCAGCCACCUCAUACUUUGGGAAAUCUGCUGUUCUGUAACAUAAUGGAAAAGUAAAGCAAACAUUUUGUUUUAAUAAAUGACUAUUUACAGCCAUAAAAGUUCCAGAUAUUUGCCUGGAUAGUCCACUAACUGAAAAAUUGAGCAGUCUGUUAUUUCUGUUCCUGUACUAAAAUCACAUGUAGAAUAUAUCUGCAGAAAUGUUUGUGCUGUUAUCUUGAACUGAAAAUUACUGGUUUUACAGAGUAAUAAAUACUAUUUUUCUAUAGAAAGUUCAGUGAAAGCUUCCAUAUCUUUUAUUUUUUGAGAUGGGUACUCCAUACUGUCACCAGCAGACAUGGUCACUGCCACAGCUCUGCUUCUCACAGAACUGGUAAGCAUUGCCCACACAGCAGCCCAGUGACAGCAUGUUCCAGCACUGCUCAUCCUGCAGAAGGCAGCACAGGUGAAUGCACUGCACACACCAGCUGGCUGGGAGAGAACCACAGCAGGUCCAGAUACAGAACAGCAAUGUGCUUCAGAUCCUUCCACAGCAGGGCUUCUCCCCUCAGCAC